Hypoxylon fragiforme is the source of this 3629-nucleotide messenger RNA. Its product is annotated as glycoside hydrolase family 92 protein. NCBI's taxonomy places the organism in Eukaryota, Fungi, Ascomycota, Sordariomycetes, Xylariales, Hypoxylaceae. Bases 634 to 2985 code for a protein of 783 amino acids. Gene Ontology annotation, molecular function: peptide-N4-(N-acetyl-beta-glucosaminyl)asparagine amidase activity; carbohydrate binding. Gene Ontology annotation, biological process: protein deglycosylation; carbohydrate metabolic process; protein quality control for misfolded or incompletely synthesized proteins. The transcript has 6 exons. The record is from RefSeq and is a predicted model, not a curated record. Gene Ontology annotation, cellular component: cytosol; nucleus.
GCAACUAAAACAAUCUACCCUACAUACCUAUGUAGCCUAAUGUAGGGAUCAUGUAUGUACUCAUCAAUUACCCUUCUUCAAUGUUGUCUCCGUUACUGCGUUCAUAUGGAGGGCCGUCUGGUAUUGAGCAUUGAACUCAUGAUAUCUCCAGGUCUACCUAGGUAUAAUUCCUACCCAUCCUGAGAAGAGGCAAACGGGAGAGCAACUGCUUAACUACCUAGGUAACUUGAAUAUUGUAACAACAUUCAGUGGCUGCUAUCUGCAUAUCACCUAAGUAUGUAAGUAGGUAGGUGCUAUCAUUGGUAAUGAUCUACCAGCCAUGUACUACAUAUGUAUGUAGAAGGAGUUCCCAGGCCUUCACUGUUGAGACCAAGACGGAAUGCUACUUUCGAGUACGUGCCGUACUAGGAUUCUCCGCAGAUUAGGAAGAUCAACAAACCAACAAAGCAAAGCAUCUGAUCUAGGGGUUUGUUCGAUAUGGACCUCUCCUCCUUUAGGAAGGUCGCAAGCCAUUGAUUGUAUUGAUUUCGACCUGAACCCUCGAAUUGUCCUCUUCUUCUUCCGGUAUCUUUCACCAACAUUUGUCGCCAGUUUCCUCUACAUAUGUAGGUAGGUAAGUUGAGAGACAGUAAGAUGACGCGCCGACUGUUCCCCUGGACAACCCCGCAGCAGAUUCUCCUCAUUCCCCUCAUCCUCCCUACCUUAAUCCUGUGCGCCGACAUCCUCCAGUUCGUUGAUCCACUCAUUGGCAGUACGAAUGGAGGAAAUGUAUUCGCAGGGGCUACAAAACCUUAUGCUCUAGCGAAGCCUGUCGCAGAUGUAGAUGGCCAGAAUACGGGGGGCUUUUCAACUGACGGUUCGAGGGUCACCGGCUUUUCGCCAACACAUGAUAGCGGCACAGGCGGCAAUCCAAGUCUGGGAAACUUCCCCUUGUUUCCGCAACUCUGUCCUGGAGAUGAGGUAAACAAUUGCAAGUUCUUGAUUAGCGACAGAGCUACCCACUAUGUCGAAGAGUCCGUCGUCGCCCGCCCAGGCUUCUUUGGGAUAGAUUUGGAGUCCGGAGUGAAGGCGACAAUGACCUCGAGCGAGCAUGCGGCUCUAUAUAGGUUCGAAUUUCCAGCCGGAGACGAUCAGCAUCCCUUGGUACUGCUGGAUCUCACAGACCUAUGGAAAAGCCGGCAAAAUGCCAGCGUCAGCGUAGAUCCUAGCAGCGGGAGGCUUAAAGGGAACGGCACGUUCCUCCCAAGUUUUGGAGCCGGAUCUUAUGUGAUGCACUUUUGCGUAGACUUUUUCGGCGGCGAAAUCUUCGAUAAUGGUGUCUGGGUCAAUAAUCGAGGAGGCACGGAGCCAAAGGAAUUGUUCGUCACCCGCGGUUUCAACCUCUUUUACUUAGAGGCUGGCGCAUGGGUCAGGUUUAGCGGAUUGGCGAACAACACCGUGUCCGCCAGAGUGGCAAUCAGCUACAUCAGUGAAGACCAGGCGUGCCGACGGGCAGAAGAGGAGAUACCUGAGCCUCUCACAGACUUUGACAGACUCGUGGCCGAGACUGAGGACGCGUGGCGGGAAAAACUGAGCCCGGUCUCUAUCGAUGCUGGCGGUGCGAGCGAAGAGUUCCAGACCAGCUUUUGGAGCGGGCUGUACCGCACGAUGAUAUCUCCCCAGAAUUACACGGAUGAGAACCCGUACUGGGAUAGUGGGAUCCCUUACUUUGAUUCUUUUUAUUGCAUUUGGGACUCGUUCCGCGUUCAACAUCCGCUCCUUACCAUCCUAGAUCCGAGCGCCCAGGUUCAAAUGGUCAACUCACUCUUGGAUAUUUAUAAGCACGAGGGCUGGCUACCCGACUGUCAUAUGUCAAUGAGCAAUGGCUGGACUCAGGGAGGUUCUAAUGCAGAUGUCGUUAUCGUUGAUGCUUACAUCAAGAACCUCACAGGAAUUGACUGGGACCUGGCGCUAGAGGCAAUUAUACAAGAUGCCGAAGUCGAACCACUAGAGUGGGCGUUUCACGGUCGAGGUGGUUUGCAGAGCUGGAAGGACCUUUCAUAUAUCCCGUAUCUGGACUUCGACCCUGUCGGGUUCGGAACGAACUCGCGUAGCAUUUCGAGGACCCUGGAAUAUGCCUAUAACGACUACUGCCUUGCUACAUUAGCACAGGGGCUGGGGCGAGACGAUUUGUACGAGACGUAUGUCACGAGGAGCGCUAAUUGGCGAAACUUAUGGAAAUCGGAUCAGAACUCGAUCAUUAACGGCAAUGAUACAUCGUUUUUGGGAUUCUUUCAGCCAAAAUAUCAGAAUGGGUCAUGGGGAUACCAGGACCCUAUCGCGUGCUCGGUACUUGCGAGCUUUUGUUCACUUACCACCAAUCCUAGCGAAACAUUUGAAGCUAGUAUAUGGCAAUAUCAAUUCCUUGUCCCUCAGUCGAUGUCGAACUUGAUAACACUGAUGGGCAGUGAAGAACCUUUUGUUGAGCGUCUCGACUUCUUUCACACAUCAGGGCUGGCUGAUAUCUCUAACGAGCCUGUUUUUUCAACUGUAUACCUAUACCACUACGCAGGUCGUCCCGGCUUGUCUACUAAGCGGCUGCACACCUAUAUUCCAUCUGCCUUUAAUUCAACCCAUGGUGGGUUGCCAGGUAACGAUGACUCCGGGUCGAUGGGUGGGUUCGUGGUAUUUGGAAUGAUCGGACUGUUCCCCAUAGCGGGGCAAGAUGUGUAUCUCAUAUCAGCACCGUUCUUCCAAGAAGUGAACAUCACCAGCCCAUUGACAGGGAAGACGGCACAGAUCAAGACGGUUGGAUUUGGUGCAAGCUACGAGAAUAUAUAUAUUCAGAGCGUUACCGUCAACGGGCAGCCAUGGACCAAAUCUUGGAUUGGCCACGCGUUCUUCAACGAGGGGUGGAUUAUGGAGCUGGUGCUGGGAAGCCAGGAGUCUGACUGGGGGACUAAGGUGGAGGAUCGACCACCGAGUUGGGGCGACGCAAUGUCGUGACGCCUUUGUGGUGUUGAUGUUGGGUUAUUUUCAACGACAAUAGGCUCUCUACCUGGCGUAUCGUUAGCUAAGCUACCCAGUAAAUAAUGACUAAUUACAAAUUAGGUAAUAGAGUGUAUUUAUACCCUACUUCCCCCUUUAUCAACAAUUAAAACGAUUUACUGGACUGGAGUGAGGUUCCCUCUUCUACAGCCCCCUCUAAGUCAAUGUAUAGUUAACGUCAACGUCUAGACCGUCCUCAUGUUCAAGACAGGCAGUCUCUCAUAUCAUUAUAAGUCAAAACUAAACGAUAUAUUACCAGAUACCAUUAUAACUUAUGCCAGGCCAGAUAUAUAAAGCCCAUAUAUUCCACAAUCUUAGACAACUAUAUCCUUAAUGAAGAACGUGAAGUUUGGUUCGAAGGAGUACCUAGCAAACUUGAGGUCGGCGGUGAGGAUAUAGCAAGCUGCCAAUGUGCAAACGCAUCCAUUGGAAAACAAAGCAUUGCGUCUCUCUGCCCAAUGGAUCAGUAGAUGGCCUUUCAUGCUCGUACCCGACUCAUGGUUUCGGGUUUAUACAGUAGAAUAGUGAAGUUCAAGAGCUUUUAUGUGAACAAAAGAGUUGGCAACAUAGAAGGGAGGCCAAUGGGUGAAUUAGCCAUUGAC